Molecule: messenger RNA, 5350 nt
Organism: Acipenser ruthenus (sterlet)
Lineage: Eukaryota; Metazoa; Chordata; Actinopteri; Acipenseriformes; Acipenseridae
Product: RAB11-binding protein RELCH homolog
Exons: 30
Coding region: 1-3594 (1197 amino acids)
Biological process (GO): intracellular cholesterol transport
Cellular component (GO): recycling endosome; trans-Golgi network
Molecular function (GO): protein binding
Source: RefSeq, a predicted model, not a curated record
AUGGCGACCGGCAGCAGCGUCAACCCGUUUAAUCUCAGCGACUCCGAGGAGGAGGCUGAGCGGAGGCCGGACAGAGCUGACAACCAGCGGGGCUCUAACGAUGGACCGGCGGGGCAGCUGAGCGGACCUCUCUCGCCGCAAGCUGACUCGGAGCCGACAGGUCUGCUGUCCAGCAAUAGGACGAGUCCCAGUGUGGAAGGUGUUUCUGUGGCUGCUGCAGCAGGAGGAGGUUGGGCAGAAGUCCGGGUGCCUGUGGAUGUGAUCGCUGCUCAGUUGCUUCGGGAUCAGUAUGUCCUCACGGCCCUUGAGUUCCACACAGAGCUGUUGGAGGCCGGCAGGGAGCUGCCUCGUCUCCGGGAUUACUUCUCCAACCCGGGUAACUUCGAGAGGCAGAGUGGGACCCCACCCGCUUGCAAGGAUCAGGGAUUCGGACAGUCGGGACAGCUCAACCGAGCCGGCAGCAUCAGCACGUUGGACUCCUUGGACUUUGCACGGUAUUCUGAUGAUGGCAACCGAGAGACAGAUGAGCGUGUGGCAGUCCUGGAGUUUGAACUACGGAAAGCCAAGGAGACCAUUCAGUCCCUUCGUGCCAACUUGACUCGGGCAGCAGAGAGCGAAGUUCCUUCACAGGAACGAAAGAAUUAUAAAUCGAUUCCUGAAAUUCAGGAAGCAAUCCGACCUCUUGAAAAAAGAGCACUGAACUUUCUUGUGAAUGAAUAUUUAUUAAAGAAUAAUUACAAACUCUCGGCAAUCACGUUUUCCGAUGAAAAUGGCGAUCAGGAUUAUGAGCUGUGGGACGAUGUCGGGUUGAACAUUCCAAAGCCUCCAGACCUGCUCCAGCUUUACCGGAGCUGCGGGAGCCACCAGACUGCCUCCAGGGACGCGGUCGACGCUGCUGUCGGGGUGAAGCUUGGGGAGCUUGAGGUUCUCGCCACCACCAAAGAGGCCCUUCACACUGCUGAGCAAACACAGCAAAGCAUUGUAGUGAAGGACCUGGAAUACCAGAUCAAUCUCUUAAACAGCGAGAAGCAUCUUUUGGCUGAACAGAUCAAAAAGCUUCAGGGUGAAAUAGAUGCCCUUAAAGUAAAGAACCUCACUGCUCCAUCAUUUGUAUCAGAAUCAGGGAAGCCAGCGUCAGAUCAAGUGCCUCACCCUGACCCCAUUGACAACGGACAGUAUCUGGACAUCGCAGGCCCUGACGCGGUCAGCAGAACUGCACAGCGAGAUCAUAUCCCUAAUUCCAUUGGGAUUAACGCAAACACACACUCUGACCUCCCUACUGCUGAAACACUGUCCGCACACUACACAAAGUUAAAAAAUCAGGCAUCCCGGAGCAAAGCAUCUGUACAGUUCGAUCAACCCAACAGGAAACUAUCCCCUGCAUUCCAUCAAGCGCUGCUGUCUUUCUGUCGAAUGUCAGCUGACAGUCGUCUAGGCUCAGAGGUGUCCCGUAUUGCAGACAGUGAAGAGAGCGUCACGCUGAUGCUGGGCCGCUGCUUACCGCACAUCGUGCCCAACGUGCUUCUAGCGAAACGGGAGAGAAUGGUUGUGCAUCUUUGUCAGGAGUUGAUCCCACUGAUUUUAUGUACAGCCUGCCUUCACCCUGAGCCCAAGGAGAGAGAUCAGCUUCUUCACAUUCUCUUCAAUCUUAUCAAGAGGCCGGAUGAUGAGCAGAGACAGAUGAUCUUGACGGGAUGUGUGGCAUUUGCACGUCAUGUUGGAGCAACGCGUGUCGAAGCUGAGCUUCUACCGCAAUGCUGGGAACAAAUCACCCACAAGUACCCGGAGAGAAGACUGCUGGUUGCAGAGUCUUGCGGAGCCCUUGCGCCUUAUUUGCCUAAAGAGAUUCGCAGCUCGCUGGUGCUCUCAAUGCUGCAGCAGAUGCUGACAGAAGACAAGGCAGACAUGGUCCGAGAAGCUGUGGUCAGAAGCCUCGGCAUCAUCAUGGGGUACAUCGAUGACCCAGAUAAAUAUACCCAGGGCUUUGAGCUGAUGCUAAUGGCCCUGGGGGACCCCUCAGAGAGGGUAAUCAGUGCAAUACACCAGGUGUUCGUCCCAGCUUUCGCUGCCUGGACCACAGAGCUGGGCAGCCUGCAGUCCCAGCUCAUUCCCACACUGCUCAGCAGGAUUGAGAAGCUGCUCAGGGAAGGAGAACACAGACUGGAUGAACAUAAGCUCCACAUUUACCUGUCUGCACUCCAGUCACUGAUCCCUGCCCUGUUUGCAGUGGUGAUACAGAAUGCCCCCUUCACGAAUAUAGCCAAGCUCCAUGGAGAAGUGCUGCCCAUAGAAGUUACCAGGUUCCCUCGACCAGCCUCGCCGCUCCAGGACGUGGCCACCAUCAUCGGCAGCAGAGAACAGCUGGCGGUACUGCUUCAGCUCUACGAUUAUCAGCUGGAGCACGAGGGGACCACCGGAUGGGAGAGCCUGCUCUGGGUGGUCAACCAGUUGUUGCCGCAGCUCAUAGAAAUAGUUGGCAGGAUCAAUGUUGCUUCCACAACUUGUGUCCAUGAAUUUUCCAGAUUUUUCUGGAGGUUGUGUAGAACGUUUGGGAAAAUCUUUACAAAUACAAAGGUGAAGCCACAGUUCCAAGAAAUCCUCCGGCUUUCUGAAGAAAACAUUGAUGCUACAGUCGGAAACGGCAUCCUAACAAAGGCUACGGUACCCAUCUAUGCAACAGGUGUUCUAACGUGCUAUAAUCAAGAAGAAGACCGCAAGCUAUUGAUAGGAUUCUUGGAGGAUGUCAUGACAACCCUUUCUUUGUCGCACGCGCCUCUUGACAGCCUAAAAGCUUCAUUUGUGGAGCUGGGUGCCAACCCUGCAUACCACGAGCUGCUGUUAACAGUCCUGUGGUAUGGAGUAGUCCACACAUCGGCACUUGUGCGCUGCACUGCUGCAAGAAUGUUUGAGCAGAUUCUGCGAGGCAUGAGCGAAGCCUUAAUUGACAAGAGAGUAGCUCCAGCCCUUGUUACCUUGUCCAGUGAUCCUGAAUUUUCUGUAAGGAUAGCUACAAUACCUGCAUUUGGUACGAUCAUGGAGACAGUUACACAAAAAGAGCUGUUGGAAAGAGUGAAGAUGCAGCUGGCCUCCUUUUUAGAAGACCCCCAGUAUCAGGAUCAGCAUUCUUUGCAGAUGGAGAUCAUCAAAACAUUUGGAAGGGUUGGACCGAAUGCUGAGCCCAGGUUCAGGGAUGAAUUUGUGCUUCCUCAUUUGCACAACCUGGCUCUUGGUAACAACACGCAGACGGUGGAAAGCAAGAGGCAAGACAUCGCCAUGCAGCUCUUUGAAGCCUACAGUGCACUGUCCUGUUGCUUUAUUUCAGAAGACUUGAUGGUAACCCAUUUUAUGCCAGGUCUGAGGUGUCUGAGAACUGACAUGGAACAUCUUUCCCCUGAACAUGAGGUUAUUUUAAGUUCCAUGAUAAAGGAAUGUGAGCAGAAGGUGGAAAACAAGAUGGUUCAGGAACCUCAAGGUUCAAUGUCCAUUGCUGCAAGUCUUGUGAGUGAAGACACAAAGACCAAGUUCCUCAACAAAAUGGGUCAGCUGACCACCUCCGGGGCCAUGUUGGCCAAUGUAUUCCAGAGGAAGAAGUGAAGAUGAAGGCCCUGCUCUCACCUGACACUAACACAGGCCUCCUGCAGUCCAGCAUCUCGAACUUGAACUCAAUCAUCUGCCUUUUUUGUUUGUUUGAUUGUUUGUUAUUAUUAUUAUGUUUUCUGGUGAUGAUAAUUUUAUUCAACUUUAACUUCCAAAGAAAUGCGCACUCCAAUUGGUUUAAUUUGGUGUAUAUCUGUUGUAUUUUGUUUUAAUUAUUUUUUUUUUUUUAAUAUGUGGUCGGUUACAAAAGUCCUUAAAUUUGCUCCUCCCUGUCUUGUCUCAAUUGUUUUGUGUUGUUAUGUUUCUGACAUAGUUUUUAUAAAGUGGAUAGUAAUAUUUUGGGCUUAAUUUUAUUUUUUUGGACGUAAAUAGCUGUAUAAUACACUGAAUUAUUAGAUCGGUACCUGUAUAAUGUAAAUUUGAAGUCAAUGUCAUAAAGUAAUAAAAGUGAAGAAUACUUGUGUACUUAAAUUGUGAUAGUCAUGCAGACUGCUUUUUAUUAUAUGGAUAGUUUCAUAAGCUACCAGCCCUGUGCCUUUUGGAAUAAUACAACACUCAAAGGCUUAAAAUGGGAUUGGGUUUAUAGCAAGGCAGUCAUAUCUACAUCCCCAAAUAUCAUGCAGAAAUAUCCCUAAUAAAAUGAAAUGAGUAUUGGUGGCAACUUCAUGUGAAUUCCUGCAGAAUCUCGUAAGAGUAACAGUAUAAGAGUGAAGAAUACCUUUUUAAUAAAAGUUCUAGUUACACCAAGGCCCACAUGUUCAUAAAGAGGAACACCUCUGUUUCAUAUGGAAUUGUUAUAGGUCUGAAUUUACAGCUGUUAUUUUGUAGUGUUGAGAUCACUUGGAUAUUUACAGUUGUAUUGGAAUGGGCAGUAAUGUCUAUGAGUUUUUAUUUAUUUAUUUAUUUUUAUUACUAUGCCAACGACAUGAUUGGGAAAAUACACACACUGGAAAGUUAGAGAGGUAUGUGAUUAAUCGAGAAAACAAUAGGUUUAGGUGUUUUAUUGUAUAUAUUUUUGUGAUAAGAGAGCAAUGCAGUAUGUCCAGCACAACAAACCUCAGGUAAGAUUGGUGUUAAUGUGAAUUACCUGUAUUGGCAAAGACUAAUACUUUGGGGGAGGGACGUAACAGUAGGCUCCCAUUGUUUCUAAUGGACUUUUUUGUAUUUCUGUUUUUAACUUUACUCAAGCUGGUAUGGGUAAUGUUAUUUCAAAGAUGCAAGCCAUUGGCCAAUGAGAUGAGCACCACUAUGACACAAAUUGCCAACAAUACUACCCACGUCCAUUGAAAUACCUGCCAAGUUGAAUUACUCCAUAGCGUGUACCAUUCAACCAAUCAUAUCUGUGAAGCGGGUAGGGGACUUUUGAAGCGCUCUGUACUUAUUGGUGCUGCUGCUGGCAGGGAGGGCUUGAUAGGGCUGCUGGUUAGUUUUUUAAAUGAAGUUAAAAGGUCAUUUUCCACUUAAUUCUUUAUUAAAUGUUUCCUGAUGGCAGACAUAAAACCUUCAGUAAUUCAUUUACCUGUAAAUAUCACAUAAAUAAGUUAGUUGUGAAAGUCUUAUCUAUCCAUGUGAUUUUGCUGCUGUGAGAUCUAAGAUGCGAGAGGCUGAGUCUACAGACUUCUUGGUAGAACAAACUACAUGCAGUUUGGAACAUUUCUGUAAAAAAAAAAGUCAUUUAAACAAAUAAAAUGGAUGGAUGUAUGUAUGUACGUAUCUUGGUUUCUUUUGUUUUAAUAAAUCACUUUGUACUUCA